Messenger RNA from Artibeus jamaicensis (Jamaican fruit-eating bat), 1485 nucleotides. Its product is annotated as vomeronasal type-1 receptor 3-like. The transcript has 2 exons. The coding region runs from base 283 to 1260 and encodes 325 amino acids. The record is from RefSeq and is a predicted model, not a curated record. NCBI's taxonomy places the organism in Eukaryota, Metazoa, Chordata, Mammalia, Chiroptera, Phyllostomidae. Gene Ontology annotation, molecular function: pheromone receptor activity. Gene Ontology annotation, biological process: G protein-coupled receptor signaling pathway. Gene Ontology annotation, cellular component: membrane.
CUGAUGAUCCUAAUCACUUAACAGGGGACACACUGCACUGGGGACAGCAGCUUAGGUCCUGUGGACAUGCCAGGCUGAGUCCCUGUGCACCAGGCAAUUUGCGGCUUGGACAACAAAGUGUCUCAUGCCCAGAGGGAGAUGAGGUCACUGGGCCCCUCCUCAUAACCCCGAUCCUGCUGCUGCCCAGCAGCACAGCUGAGAGCAGCCCCCCUGCAGGGACCUGCUGAGGAGACAGGCUGUGGUGAGGAUGCCAGUGUGACUGGCGGCUCGGGCUGGCAAGAGAUGGAUAUGCUGUCCAUGGCGGGAACAUCUCAGAGAGACCGCCAUUCCAUGAUUUCCAGAGACACCCCGUUUGGGGUCUUCCUCUCCAUUCAAACUGGAGUUGGUUUCCUGGGGAACUGCUUGCUGUUCACUUUAUACAUGUACACCUUCUUCACUCUCCCCCAUAAGAGGAAGCCUGCUGAUGGGAUCCUUGCCCACUUAACUUUGGCUAACAGCCUGACCGUCCUAUUCAGAGGGGUUCCAAAUAUAAUUCGUUCCUUUGGAAUGAGGCCUGAGACAAGUGACACUGAGUGUAAACUUGUUCUCUACAUUCAGCGAGUUACCCGGGGUAUUUCUCUGUGCACCACCUCCCUCCAGAGCUCGUUCCAGGCCGUGACCAUUGCUGUAAGUGGUUGUAAAUGGGCCUGGCUCAAGAACAACAUCUUCACACUCAUUCAACCCUCCAUAUUUUUCUGCUGGAUCAUCAACAUGGUCAUGUAUUCUGAGGUUAUCUUAAACAUUGUGGCCAUUAGGAAUGCCAGUGAUGUUACAUCUUGGUAUUAUAGACCUUUUUGUAAGCUCAGUAUGUAUAACCACCAGGUGUCCAUGGUGUUUCUCAGUAGCAUGAUUAUUCAGGACUCAUUGUUUCUCUUCCUAAUGGCAUGCAGUAGUAUCUACAUGGUGACUGUCCUUACCAAACACCACAGGACAGCUCAGAGCAUCCGCAGCAGCGCCCGCUACUCAGGAAGCUCUCCUGAACGCAAAGCCACCCAGGUCAUCCUCACACUGGUUUGCUGCUUCGUUUUCUUUUACUGGACCAAUAGCUUUCUUACUGCUUAUACACAGUUUGGAAAUAAGCUGAAUUGGCAACUGGAGAACAUUAAUAACUUUAUUUCUUCGUGUUACCCGACCAUCUGUCCUUUCAUCCUGAUGAUAAAUGAGAAAAGAAUUUCCAGAGUGCAUUUCUUCAAUAGUAGGACCAGAAUUUUUUUUCAUUAAAGUAAAUGAAAUGAUCCUAUGAACACUCCUCAGCAUUUGUCUUCACGAGAAGAUUCAUUUAUAUGCGUCCAGAGUCAUGUGGUCACCAAUGAUUGGAAGGAUGUAUCGAGUCCCCAUUGUGCUGAAUUAAUGGGAAGUAAAAUCAAUGCAUUGACUAUUUAUGAAACUUUUCAGACAUUACAUGUAAUGUUUAGAUUAUAACACUGUUAUGAGUGGUUUAAACUU